Messenger RNA from Pelecanus crispus (Dalmatian pelican), 1559 nucleotides. Lineage: Eukaryota; Metazoa; Chordata; Aves; Pelecaniformes; Pelecanidae. The record is from RefSeq and is a predicted model, not a curated record.
GUUCCAAAAGAGAAAGAUGAAAUGGUGGAGCAAGAAUUUAAUCGUCUGCUGGAAGCCACCUCCUAUCUCAGUCAUCAGCUGGAUUUUAAUGUUCUCAAUAAUAAGCCUGUCUCCCUAGGUCAGGCUCUGGAGGUUGUCAUACAAUUGCAGGAGAAGCAUGUGAAGGAUGAGCAGAUUGAACACUGGAAAAAAAUUGUGAAAACACAGGAGGAAUUGAAAGAUCUUCUUAACAAGAUGGUGAAUUUAAAAGAGAAGAUUAAAGAACUUCAUCAACAGUAUAAGGAAGCAUCAGAAGUGAAGCCACCUCGGGAUAUUACAGCAGAGUUCCUUGUGAAAAGCAAACAUAGAGAUCUAACUGCACUUUGCAAGGAGUAUGAUGAAUUGGCAGAAACACAAGGAAAGCUGGAAGAGAAGUUACAAGAACUUGAAGCCAAUCCACCAAGUGAUGUUUAUCUGUCAUCAAGAGACAGGCAAAUACUUGACUGGCAUUUUGCAAACCUGGAAUUUGCUAAUGCUACACCCCUAUCUACGCUUUCACUAAAGCACUGGGACCAGGAUGAUGACUUUGAAUUCACAGGCAGUCACUUGACUGUGAGGAAUGGAUAUUCCUGUGUGCCUGUAGCCUUGGCAGAAGGGUUGGAUAUUAAAUUAAACACAGCAGUUCGACAGGUUCGCUAUACAGCAUCAGGCUGUGAAGUGAUAGCUGUAAAUACCCGAUCUACUAGCCAGACUUUCAUUUACAAAUGUGAUGCUGUGCUGUGUACUCUUCCUUUGGGAGUGUUGAAACAGCAGCCUCCAGCAGUACAGUUUGUGCCGCCUCUUCCUGAGUGGAAAACUUCUGCAGUGCAGCGUAUGGGUUUUGGCAACCUUAACAAGGUUGUGUUGUGUUUUGAUCGUGUCUUCUGGGACCCAAGUGUCAAUUUGUUCGGUCAUGUUGGUAGCACUACUGCAAGCAGAGGAGAACUUUUCCUGUUUUGGAACCUGUACAAAGCACCAAUUUUGUUGGCCUUGGUAGCAGGAGAAGCAGCAGGGAUCAUGGAAAAUAUCAGUGAUGAUGUCAUUGUUGGACGGUGCCUUGCCAUCCUCAAAGGCAUAUUUGGUAGCAGUGCUGUGCCACAGCCUAAAGAAACUGUGGUGUCCCGCUGGCGUGCUGACCCAUGGGCCCGGGGAUCGUACUCCUAUGUAGCAGCUGGAUCUUCUGGAAACGACUAUGAUUUGAUGGCUCAGCCAAUUACUCCAGGGCCAGCCAUUCCAGGUGCUCCUCAGCCUAUUCCUCGCCUGUUUUUUGCAGGAGAACAUACAAUUCGCAACUACCCUGCAACUGUUCAUGGUGCUUUACUGAGUGGACUGAGAGAAGCCGGUCGCAUUGCAGACCAAUUUCUUGGGGCCAUGUAUACUUUGCCUCGCCAGCCUACACCUGGGGUCCCCCCACAACAAGCUACCGGCAUGUAAGAAAAGAAGGUAUCAGAAGAGGAGUGACAAGGCCACAGAGCUGCUGCUGUUGACUCUUUGGGAUGAAGAUAUUCACGUCAUCUGUAACAGUAUCUGCUGAAAGGACU